AUGUCCGACCUCGCAGGUGGGUCAGGAGGCAAGCGCGCAGGCCAACGCUUAGGACGUGAUGACCGUACCGGUGGCGACGAGCUGGCGCAUGCUGAGAUUGAAGGCCGCGGCGGUGGAAAACGCAACAGCGCCAAGGCGGCAGCGGCAAAGGGCAGUCAGGAGGGCAGACACUCGCAGGAUGUGGCCGGUGGCGACGAGCUGGCGCAUGCUGAGAUUGAAGGCCGCGGCGGUGGAAAACGCAACAGCGCCAAGGCGGCAGCGGCAAAGGGCAGUCAGGAGGGCAGACACUCGCAGGAUGUGGCCGGUGGCGACGAGCUGGCGCAUGCUGAGAUUGAAGGCCGUGGCGGUGGAAAACGCAACAGCGCCAAGGCGGCAGCGGCAAAGGACUGUCAGGGGGAAAGACACUCGCAGGAUGUGGCCGGUGGCGACGAGAUGGCGCAUGCUGAGAUUGAAGGCCGCGGCGGUGGAAAACGCAACAGCGCCAAGGCGGCAGCGGCAAAGGACUGUCAGGGGGAAAGACACUCGCAGGAUGUGGCCGGUGGCGACGAGAUGGCGCAUGCUGAGAUUGAAGGCCGCGGCGGUGGAAAACGCAACAGCGCCAAGGCGGCAGCGGCAAAGGACAGUCAAGAGGGCAGACAGUCGCAGGAUGUGGCCGGUGGCGACGAGAUGGCGCAUGCUGAGAUUGAAGGCCGCGGCGGUGGAAAACGCAACAGCGCCAAGGCGGCAGCGGCAAAGGACAGUCAGGAGGGCAGACACUCGCAGGAUGUGGCUGGUGGCGACGAGUUGGCACUGCCCGAGACAGUUUUCGAAGCAGGGAUAGCCUCCAAGCGAGGCGGUGGUGGUAUCGACCAUGACGAGGACGACCCUGCAGCAGUGACUGAUGGGAAAGAGCAGGGACAUGAAGCUGUGAUCGCGUACAAACGGCGCAAAGACGUGGACUCGGGCAGUCGCGACCGAAAAGCGAGACAAGCUCGACAAGGCCCGAAAAAGUAUGUGUCGAGCUCGUCGGGUUCGGAUGAGGGAUCCAGCGACAGUGAGUCGGGCAGCUCAUCCGGGAGUGAGGAGGUAUACGAGGACGAGGAUGAGGAGGAGGAGGAGAGCGAGGAUGGGGAGUUGGAGCCGGAGAGCGAGGAUGGGGAGGAGGCGCGGCCUUUGAAGAAGAGGAGUGGGGCUUCGAAGCGCCUGGAACACUCGGCCGCCGCAGCAGCGAAUGACGGUGGGGCAGGAGGUGUGUGGGCGAAUGCCUUGGGUGAAUGUGGCGGCGGUGUGGACGGCUCCAUGUGGGAUAUGCGGGAGAGCAUGGAAGGUGGUAACCUAUCGAAAAUGGAGCCAGCGACUAAGGAGGGGAGGGGAGAGAGCAUGGGUACUCCGGGAGCAUCCAACCUCCCCAAUCAGGCUGGCGGCAUGACAGUGGAGCAGCUCAUGCGAGAGCUUGCUCGCCGCGACCGGGAAAUUGCGGAUCUCAAGGCAAGGCCAGGAUCCAAAGGACCAGUCAAACCCUGCACACCUCCGUCCCGGCCUCCUCCUCUGGCGUCUCUGUCAAGCGGCCCAUCUGCAGGGGGCCGCAGUCCAGGCGUGGCCCCAGAAAGCCCAGUGACGGAAGACCAGCGGGUCCGUCGACCGCAUGGGAUGCCCACACCCAAGAAUUUGAGGGUGAGUGUUCUAUUAGCGGCUGUUCAUGGUGCUGGUGGUGGCGUGGGUGGCAUGUGGCGCAGUGAUAGCAGGCAGCCCGCUCUGUCAACCCCUCGCUACCCCCCUUCUUUCCACCGCUCCUCCCUCCCCUCUCCCUCCCAUCCCUCCCCUUCCUCUCACAGAGCCCCGGUUCAUGGUGCUGGUGGUGCGUGGGUGGCAUGUGGCGCAAGCCCCGGUUCAUG
Molecule: messenger RNA, 1874 nt
Organism: Closterium sp. Naga37s-1
Lineage: Eukaryota; Viridiplantae; Streptophyta; Zygnematophyceae; Desmidiales; Closteriaceae
Source: the annotation of a GenBank genome assembly